Spodoptera littoralis (African cotton leafworm) is the source of this 2641-nucleotide messenger RNA. NCBI's taxonomy places the organism in Eukaryota, Metazoa, Arthropoda, Insecta, Lepidoptera, Noctuidae. The record is from the annotation of a GenBank genome assembly.
AUUCUCCCAGGGGAAGUUGCGUACGGGUUUGUUGUUAUUCGUGGUGAUAUUGAAUAAUCUAUUUUAAAUGUGGACUAAAACUGGACACGAUGUGUAAAGUGAUGUGAAAACUCUAAAUAUUGAGUUUAUAAGUGCAUCUAUGUGAAAACACGGUGUUAAAAUGGCUACAAUUAUGAUACAAAGAGACCUUGUUGUCUCGUUCAAGAAAGAGACUAUUUUGAACGUGGGAAUACUCAGUAAGCUGCAGCAAAUGCCUUCGGAGCUUAGCAGAUUGAUAUUUAAGGAAAAUGCUUUAGAAAAACCGACUCAGAGUUUGUUUAAUCACCUGUCCUAUUAUUUGGUAUCAAUAAUCGAUAAUCAGGUGUGCAGUACACUGCCGUGGCCGCUGUACGACACAAAGACUGAGAGAGCGUACCGGAACGAGCUCUCUAACUUCAUCACAGACUACAGCAAUAAGGGUUUACUGUCUCCAGUCAUGUCUUCCUACUUGGUGAACCCUGGGUGCUACAAGGUGACCAUGCUAAUAUUCCAAAUGUCUCAACUGGCUGUCCAAAGAGUUGUACAAACGAAAAUGAUCAAUGAUUCACAAAGAAAACUCUAUGACAACAUGACUGAAGAUUACAAAUCACACAAAGAUGGUUUUAUAGAGAAUAUUGAAAAAGAAACUGUGUCCAUGUCCAACAAGUUCUCCAAUUAUUUAUGCAAAAGAGCAGCGAUGGAGAAGAUAGCUGAAAUGUUCCGUAAGAAGAUUGUAGAAAUGGAGAAUAAAAUGUCAGAGUUACAUGCACAGAAAUAUUUAGAUGAUAUUGUUGAUGGAUAUUUGAAAACGCACAAAGUUGAUGAUGCAACAAAAAAAGAAAUAUUAAACAUUAAGGAUGUUCAUAAACCAGCAAAGUUCUUUGACGACUGGUUGGUGGAAACAGAUAAAAAAAUAACAGAAUUAGAAGAGGAAUGGGAUUUGAAAAUGAAACCGUUUCUGCAAAAAUGUAUAGAUACUAGAAACAGUAGCGAAAUGUUAAUAGCGAGACAAACAGGUGAAGCAGAAAGGAGUUCUUACACUCUAGAAUACAAUCCUAAAACCGAUGACAUUUGUACAAAAGAACUAGAAAAUCAAGUAAACAGUGAACAGAGGUAUAUUCUGAAAAACAUAACGAAAGAUGACAAAUUAUGUUUUCCAAAUCUUAUCCGAGCUUUCCUCAUUUCAAUAUGUUUUAUACUGAAAAAUGCUGAAAUAGGAGAUGAGGUAUAUAAGUUCAAUCAGUAUUUGGAUGGAGGGAAAAGGAACUUAGCGGAGAUUGUGUCCGCAAUGCGAGUCCUUAUGGAAAGGGUGAUGACUGCUGAAGCUAGACUACAGCCAUCAGAAUCAUCAUACAAUCAGUCAAUAUCUCUCAAGGAAUUUUCGGAAAUACCACCUUUACCUGACUUAUCAGAUUUGAAGAUGGGCAAAGACCUGCAAUCUCAAGUUAUAUUUGACAACUUCACUCCUCUUAACAUUUCGAAACAUCAGUUCAAUUUGCGAAGAAGAGUGCAGUCUUUUGUCAAACCCCCGUCGCGUUCAAUGCUCAUCGCGCCGUUCUACCAAGGACCAAAAGACGACUUCCUGAAAAGCCUCAUAUCAUGCAGAUUCAGUUCCUAUGACCGGCCAAAUACAACACAAAACUUAAACAUGUCCAUAAUACCUCAAGCUAACCAUAGAAAUAAUGAAACCAUAGCUGAAUGCUCGUCUGGUUUCACCAAACAGCAAAUAAUGAGGUUGCUAUCAACAAAAAAGUCCAGCAGCUCCAAAAAGUUUAAAUAUAAGACUGAAAGACCAGACAUUCAAGUGAAGAAAGGAGGUUUGUUCAAUGAGUCGGUAGUGUCUAAUGACAAUGCUUUAUACAGAAGUCAUUCAUCACCUAAUCUCUUCGAAAACAGAGAAAAACGGUCAAAGAUUCCUAUUCCUCGGAAGCUCUCUAUUAUGCAAGAAGACUGUCCAAUUCUGGAAGUUUCUGGUAUCUCAGUGUUGGAGAAAGAUAAUAGUUUUGGCACUCCUGAGGGUGUGCCUCGGUUAGAGAGUACACGGAAAAUAUUCGACGCUACAAGCUUGCCUGCUAUUACUGUAACCCCUGAACCAGAAAAGGUUAUUACAGAGAAGGAAGACUCAAAUAAGGUACAUUUUGCAGAACUAAAUGUACCAAAACUGCAGGAAAAUAUACUGGAAGAAUGUAAGACUGAAACUCCAAAAACUAAUACACAAUUGAUUAGGAAAACUAGUUCGUUAGAGAAGAUUAUAAAUAGGUUUAAAAAAGUAAGGGCCAGUGUGUUGCCCAUUGACAAAAGUAAUGAAGAAAUUAAUGAAUUCAAAACCAUUGCAGAAGAAAAAGAAAAUCUAAAUACAGUUAAUGUAGAUGUAUUUACAGCAAAUAGGGUCUUAUUACCUGACCUAUUAGGUCCAAGUUGUAGUGUAAUACCGCAGAAGUUAACUGAAGAUUAUUUGGAAGAAUUGUGCUUUGAUAAUGAGACUCCUUGCAGAAAACCGCGGGAAAGUCUAGGCACCGCCCUAGGAGUUGACAAUACAUUUUUAGACCAGUUUGAUUUGAUAGACUAAUAACCUAUAAGUUGUAAUGAAAAGUCCAGUAUUUUCAAAAUAAUAAAUGUACUA